AUGGACCAACAGCCAGGUCCCAAGACCCAACCGCGGGCCUCAAUUUCAAGGAAUAUUCGCAGUGAACCGUCGGAUGAGGCUGUGGACGUACUGGCAAAGAGCGUCCAGCUGGGCGCUGCUGCAGGUACAAGGAAACUAGCCAUAGGGAGGUAUGGUCCUGAAUACAACGUCACACCGGCCCAGAAGGUCGGUGCAAGUGCAAUGGCCGGCGCUGCCUCCGUCGUUCCCGUGGGUCUACUGCUGCGCGGGCCCAGGAGUAUCCUUCCGGGCGCCAUCGUCUUCUCCCUGCUCGGAGCCGGUGGUCAACUUGCAUCAAACGUUUGGUCUAGGUCCGACCCCUCUACAAAGAAGACGAGCAGCUGGUUCACUUCGAAAUGGAGCCCGAUGACCAAACUUUCGGAUGAGCAAUACAAGGAGAUGCUUGAGGAGAGAAUCCUCAGACUCGAGGCGGAUUUGGCCAUCCUCGACGAGAAUCGAGCUGCCCUCGUAGCGGAGCAGGAAUCAAGGGCCAAAGCUGAAGAGGUUUCGCGCAAUGGAGGUUGA
Molecule: messenger RNA, 543 nt
Organism: Diaporthe amygdali
Lineage: Eukaryota; Fungi; Ascomycota; Sordariomycetes; Diaporthales; Diaporthaceae
Exons: 2
Coding region: 1-543 (180 amino acids)
Source: RefSeq, a predicted model, not a curated record